GUUACGUGCUCGUUCACUGUGCUGUCACGCGCUUAAGUGAAAGACGUCCCGUCCCCGCUGCGUCGUUUGCGCGCAGCUUCGCUCCUGAUGCUCUCCUUUUCCCGACAACCUGAGGAUCGAUGUUUCGAUUUCAGUCCCUGGAUGACGACUGUACGCUGGAGGAGGAAGAUGAUGGACUAAUAGAAGAGGAAGAUGAAAUAGAUCAGUUCAACGAUGACACCUUCGGAGCUGGCGCCAUCGAUGAUGACUGGCAGGAGGAACACAAGCGCCUGGCUGAGCUGGAUGAGCGUGUUGGGUUAGGAGGAGGUGAGGUUGAAGGGGAGGUGGAUUCAGGCGGGUCCAAGCCCGGGUCCUCCAUCCACCGCCCCUCCUCUUCAGUAAACCCCCCCCUUCAGUCUUCCCUUCCUCCCUUCGGUUUCUCCUCGUCUUCCCCUGGGCUGCCACCACAAGAUGCAGACGACCGAGCCAGAGAAGGCGGACUGGCCGAGUCGCUGGCCCGACUCAUCCUGGAGGCAGACCCGGCCAUCGCUGGUGUGGGGGCAGCCGAGAGGCCCCGUCCAUCUCCCAGCUCCUCAGCAUCCAGCCUGUCAGUUCUGCACAGUCUGGAUCAGCCCAGAGUCCUGCCGCAGUCCUCCUCCAUCCCUCACCAGCGCCAACCACAGCUGCCUCCAGGCCCCAUCACUUCAGGUCUUCCUUCCUCUUCGAUGCUGAGCUACCAGCAGCAGCAGCAGCUGCUGCGGCGCGGCACCGCUCCCAUGGGCCAGAUGAACUCUCACAACAUCUGGGACAACAGCAUGAGUUUUGGACCGGUCAGCGUCUCCCCCGGACUCGUCACACACAUGGAGGACAGUCCACUCAUGUCCAUCAUCAAAGAGGGCGGUCUCCCAAAGCGUCCUCCUCAGGGGAGGAGCGAUGAAGGACGGGACUUGUCCGAGCGGGUUCCACCGCCACGUUCUUCCUCCCCUGUGAUUGGCUCUCCUCCAGUGAGGGCCGUGCCUAUUGGGACUCCACCCAAGCAGCCGAUGAGCCACUCCCUGAAUCACCAGAUCCACCAUCCCACCACAGUUCACGUGAGAGCCCCGGUCCCACACAGGUACCCCGCCCCAUUCCCUGAGCGCCUGUCACCCAACACCCUCCUCAAUAUAGCUAACUCACCGUUGUGUCGAGGUCCGUUCGCUCCCAGAGUCGGACCGGUUCUGUCCCACCUCCAGCGAGCCCAGCUGCUCAACUCCCAGGUUGCAGGUUUUCCUCGUGGUGGCCCCGCCCCUUUGUUACCUGGAGGAGGUUUCCGGCCUUUCUUUGGAGGUCCCCCUCCUCCACACGGCCACAGGAUGUGCCCGCCGCCUCCUCACGGUCCCCCCAGCCACAUACCCGUUCGCCACAACACCACACACCUCCACCCCCAGCACCGCCGUAUGCUGACGCAGCGAAUGCAGAGCCGGGGAGGAGACCGCGGCAGGACUGGGGGGGACCGCAGUAGCAGGGACCCCUACAGUAACCUGAUGACCCAAAAAGAAAAGGAGUGGGUCACCAAGAUCCAGAUGAUGCAGCUGCAGAGUACUGACCCGUAUCUGGAUGACUACUACUACCAGAACUACUAUGAAAAGAUGGAGAAACGUCAGGACAAGGAGCGAGACAUCAGCAGUAACAGUAAGAAGGAACACGCCACCAAGCUCAUUACUCCCCAGGUUGCUAAGGUGGAACACACCUACAGACCAGUUCAGUUUGCGGGUUCUCUGGGGAAGCUGACCGUGUCCAGCGUGAACAACCCCAGGAAAAUGAUCGACGCCGUGCUGACAACUCGAUCAGACGACGAGGAGAAGAGAGAGAAGCAGGUCUGGAACAAGAGAAGACAGAUCCUGUACACCGUGGAGAAGAUGUACAGCCUGCUGCUGGAGGUCCAGGACUUUGAGAAACGGUUUGUGCAGACUCCAGAGGAGGAGAGGGAGGCCCUGCUAGAGCAGCAUAAGAACAACACGGAGCAGCUGAGCAGCUCCUUGAUGGAGAAGGAGUGGGACCACAGGGUGAGCGACGAGCUGUGUGUGAUGAUCAUGUCGGUGAGGAAAGGCAAGCGGCUCGUUGCCAGACUCCUCCCCUUCCUGCCUUCAUCACAGGCUGCUGCUGUUGUCAUGGCGAUCGCUCGUAACCUCCCCGCCUUAGCCAAGAAGGACAAACAGGACCAGGUGUUGGGUUGGUUAGUGGAGCCACUUUCUCCUGUCAUCCAGUCGCUGUCAAGCUCCGCCCUCACGGACCUGCUACAGGAGCUUCAGGGUGGCGAGGGACAGCUGGCCGUGGUGCUGCAGAACAAGUUCGGAGUGACGAUGCUGUACCUGAUCCUGAGUGAAGGAGAGCGAAUGCAGAGCUGCGAUCCAAACUGUCAGCUCAUGGACGACAAUCGAUGGACCGAGUUGGUGUUUUCUGUGACGAGGGAGCUGCUCAGCAUUCCGGCGUCCUCCCUGUCUCCGCCCCUCUUCACCCCCCCCAACUUGCUGUCGUUGUUCUCGCGCUACGUCGAUCGGCAGAGGCUGGAGCUGUUACAAGACAAGCUGCAGAUCUCUGCGUCCUCCAGGUAGAAGUUACUACAACAUCCACAUGACGCCCCCCCCCCCCCCCACUUGAUGCAGAACUUCUCUCUGUGUGUGUGUGUGUGUGUGUGUGUGUGUGCACGUGCGUGCGUGCUCUUGAAGUGAAUCAGCGGUGAAUCAUUUUAAUGCAGCAGAAUCUUUAGUCACUUUUUGUUUGCGUGUGUGCACGCAUGUGUGUGUGUGUGUGCUUGCGUGUGUGUGUGGAUGAUCGCCUCAGUGGGAAACGGUCUGAAUGAGGAAAAAGUGGAAUCUGCAUUUUUAAGUAUCUUGUUUACAAUUAUGCCUGUGAUAAAAUUAAAGUAUUUCUAUUAUAUAAAA
Molecule: messenger RNA, 2903 nt
Organism: Nothobranchius furzeri (turquoise killifish)
Lineage: Eukaryota; Metazoa; Chordata; Actinopteri; Cyprinodontiformes; Nothobranchiidae
Gene: patl1
Product: PAT1 homolog 1, processing body mRNA decay factor
Biological process (GO): P-body assembly; deadenylation-dependent decapping of nuclear-transcribed mRNA
Cellular component (GO): P-body
Molecular function (GO): RNA binding
Source: RefSeq, a predicted model, not a curated record